AUGGAUUCAAAAAACACAAAACGAUCAGAUACAUCAGCAACAACAAAUGAAAAGACCUCCAGUCAGCCAUCCUACUUGAUAGUACAUGCUACUGGAGAAAAACCUUUUUCAAAUUGCUCUCCAUUUCUCAUUCAAAAAAUAUUCGAAUCAAGUAUUGGACACCUGAAAAAGAUACAGAAAUUGAGGUCAGGGGACUUACUUGUAGAAACUGCCUCAUCUCAACAGUUGGCAAAACUUUUAGUUACAAAGAAUCUGGGAGAUAUUGAAGUAACAGUCACACCACAUGGAAGUUUGAAUUCCUCACGUGGUGUGAUAUCUGAGAUUGAUCUGAUGUCUGAAGACGAAUCAGAUAUACAGAUUGGUCUUUCAGAUCAAAGUGUCACUGCUGUGUGA
Messenger RNA from Centruroides sculpturatus (bark scorpion), 393 nucleotides. RefSeq lists its product as uncharacterized. Lineage: Eukaryota; Metazoa; Arthropoda; Arachnida; Scorpiones; Buthidae. The record is from RefSeq and is a predicted model, not a curated record. The coding region runs from base 1 to 393 and encodes 130 amino acids. The transcript has a single exon.